Pocillopora damicornis (cauliflower coral) is the source of this 5343-nucleotide messenger RNA. RefSeq lists its product as uncharacterized. Gene Ontology annotation, biological process: chemical synaptic transmission. Gene Ontology annotation, cellular component: cytoplasm; plasma membrane; dendritic spine. NCBI's taxonomy places the organism in Eukaryota, Metazoa, Cnidaria, Anthozoa, Scleractinia, Pocilloporidae. The record is from RefSeq and is a predicted model, not a curated record. Gene Ontology annotation, molecular function: protein binding.
UGGAACGUAUACUGUCAAGUUAACUUUUUCCAAAUGGCGGAUUCGGAUUCCGACGGCCAAGAAUUGACAAUUUCUGAGCAAAAGAAUGUCGGUACAGAGCAUUCAAAAGAGAAAAGAAAAGGGAAACAUACCAUCAGUGAGAAAGAGAGGCUAAAAAAAAGAGGAGUUAGUAAACCUGGUCGUGCUGUGGUGAUAUCUGGAGGAAGCACAGAACCCCAGUUGGAUGAUGUGCCUGUGGAUUUAUCUGCAGAUCACAAAGAUCUAGUCAUGGAGUACUCAGAUAUCUUUGAGCCAUCGGAAGAUGCUGGCUUUAUUGAUAUUCAAGAUGGUGAUGCCAUUUCUGAGAGCAGUGACACUGAGGUUGUGGCACACACCAGAGAAGAGAUACAGUAUGACAAUCCAGAAACAUCAAGCGAAAGUGAUAGUGAGAAUGAAGGAAACCAGGGUCCUCCCCCAUUGGAUAGUGAUGAGGAUGACGAUGAGGGUAGUGAUGUUGACGGUAUUGACGGCCCCCCUCCAUUGCACAGCGAUGACAAUGCUGAGAACACAGAUAAUGGAGAUGAGCUGGUUACCUCACCUGACAGUGGUAGCAGGGAGGAUUUGAGCUCCAGGAGAGCCCCUGUACCCAGAGAAAGGAGAGGCGUGAAGAGUUCUGAUGACUCUGACAGUGAUAGUGAAAGGGAAGUGCCUCCACCUCUUGAUAGUGAAGAUGAAGGAGAAGAAAGUGAUUCCAGAAGCCCUGCUGUAGAAGCUGCCGAAAGUGCUGAUGUGGAUUCUGUUGGAGGUUAUGCUCAUGAUUCACCAGCUGAAGAUGCGAAUGAUAAUGACGAUGAGCAGCCUGGUGGUAAGUUUGAUGAAGAUGAUGAUGACGAAGAGGAGGAGGAACAACCUAUCAGUAAUGAUGGUAAUGCUGACGAUGGUGAUAAUGACGACAAGAAGGAAGAAGAAGAUGUUGAGGUAGUGCCGCAGUCUCCUAGGCCUGUCACACCUGAAUCUGAAAAUUCAGAGGAAGGUGAACUGUCUGAUUCAUCUCCAGAAGUUGAGACCCAGAUUCCAAAGCAGGAUCAGUCUGACGACCCUGAUGACGAUGUUGAGGAUGAUAAAGAGAGUGAUCAUGAAGCAGUUUUGGAUACAAUAGAAAACGAAAAUGUCGCGUCUGUUGCUGAUGAGGUUAGCAGCUCUUUAGUCCCAGUCGAGGAAUCGCACGAAGACGAAAAAGAGGAAAGCGAGGAUGAAGGUGAAACUGGAGAUACAGUUGGCAGUGAAUUUGAUGAGAAAGGUACUGUAAAAUCUGAUCAUGACCACAAUGUUUCACAUACUUUUAGAGAAGAAGAGGCGCGUCGUGAUGAUAGCGAUCACGAUAGUGACGAGUCACAAGAAUUUGUUCCCAUUGAAGACGACAAUGAAUUGGAAUGGGAUGUAGAAGAUUUUGAUGUUCCUGAACACAAAACUGUUAAAAGGACUUCAAAGGUGAAUAAAGAAGUACAAGAGGUUGACAAAUUGAAAAAGACUUUUCUGGACACUCUAAAGAGUGAAGCAGAAGGUAUGAAGGUUGUCAGAACUGAACAGAAAGCUGAUUCAAAGAAAAAGGUUGAUAAAGGAGUAAGAGAAAAGAAAAUUCUUGAAGACGAUAAGGAACGUGCACUUGGUAGUUCAAAAGAUUUGGAAACUAAAGAUUUAAAACCUGAGUCUGGAAAAUAUCCUAGAAAGGUAACAAAAGAUAAUCCAGGUAAUAAUGAACACGUGAAAGUUGAAAAGAAAGUUGUCAAGGAUUUGGUGGUCAAAGAUAAAUCAAAAACUGUUGUCUCUUCAAAGCCAGUUGACAAUGCAGCAAAGCCGAAGAAAGGAAAAGUGAAAGCUGCAGAUAAGAAUUUAGAGGAAACAAAUAAGCAACAGACUGAAAAACUUAAGAAGGGUUUUAAAGAAAGCUCAAAAGUAACUAAAACAUCCGCCAUGGAAAGGGAAGGAAUUUCAAAAGCUGGAAAUGUUAAGUCUGCCUCAGUUUCGUCAUUGCCUAUUGGUGCGGAUGUGCAGCGGAGAAAUCAGCCAACAAAAGAGAAGAAGAAAACAAGGCCAGUCAUUGAUUUUCGCGCUGAUUCUCGUUCACAUAACCAGACAGAUGAGGUGCAUGUAGCUGCUAAUCAACCAAGAAAGGAAGCGAAGAAACCACGGAAAAGUGACAGUGACUCAACAUCGGACUCGUUAACAAGGAAAAAACCACAGAAAACAACUUCGUCUGAAUCUGUAUCUUCCAAGAAACAGAAAUCUAGUUCGACCACUACAACUACGCGCGGGGAAAGAGAAAAGUCCUCAGAAAAAGCAGAGGUGAGAAAAAACAAAUCUAAAAGGACUGCGAGUAAGCCUGAUGAAUCUGAUCAGGAAGAGGAAAUCAGUCGUGAAAGGAAGAAACGGAGCGAUGCACCGGUUAAAAAUCCAGGUGAAUCGAAAUCCAAACCGAGAGGAAGACCAACGAGUAAUGGUCACCUUUCGAGUUCACAAGAAAAACUUUCCUUUCAUUCUGGUCACCACGAUCAAAGCCCCAGGGAACAUGGUCUCAGGGGUCAUCUUGCGAGGGACCAUGUUGCUAAGGACCACAGUUUGAGGGACAAUGUUACUAAGGAUCACACUGCCAGGGGCCAUGGUAGUAGGGAGCGCAUUGCAAGGGACCAUGGUAGCAGGGAGAAUGUUGCUAGAGACCAUGGUAUCAGAGAGCAUGAUGCUAGGGAUCAUGGUAACAGGGACCAUGUUCCUAGAGAACGUGGCACUCACAAGCACAGUGGCCACACCCAUGAUCGAAGCAAACACGUCUGGCUUUGCAGAGAUGAUGAGAUCCAUAAACUUAUUGCACAAAAGGCUUCUUUGUUAAAGGAGUACGAGUCAGGAAGCUUGGCUGGCAGGAAAGUUUUUUCAGGACACAAGAGUCGUCACAAGCGGGAAGAGGAUCCUGCCGAUCUGCCUGACGUGGGAUUCGUUGGCAGCAAACCAAACAGAAGACAAACGAGACCGAUGAGCGAGGUCAUCCCAGGCGGUGUUCCUUACAGCUCUCGGAGGAAGGAUAAGCGUCAAUCUCUGCAGCUUUCAUACAAUGGAUCGUCAACAGAUGACGACGAACGCACGAACAGGGCAGCAGAGGUGAAGAAAACGGGAACUUUUGCGGUGGGACUAGCGUCACGUAACAUCGAGCAUUCGGAACCAGCAGGAGAGAGUGACUCGGAACACGAGGAGACUUGUGAAUAUUGUGCUGCAGAGAAGAUGACUUGGCAUGAGUAUGUAAAGAGCUGUAAGCAGGCCGUGACCCAACGCCGGGGGCAGCAGGACUGUGAUGAUUCCCGAACUCUCCCUCUUCCACCGCUUCAAACCUUCCGCUUGCCGGGACAUUUCUUUGACUCAUCUGCUGCGGCAAACAAGGCCCGAGAGCGAAAUCCAGCUUGGGAUGGCCCACAUCAUCCGAGGAAUCUUCUUCUUGGAGUUGUGUACACAGCCAAGUACCUGGGUUCGUCGCAAAUUAUGUCGCCCCAGGCCCCAAACAAAGCUGUACGGAUGGAACAGGCUCAGGAAGCCGUGGGACGAAUAAAGGUUCCUGAGGGUGAGGACCAACCAACUACUGAUAUUGACUUUUUCAUUUCUACUGAAAGACUUAAAGUGGUCAAUUCCACUACAAAGGAGGUCAUGUUAGACCACUCCCUCCGCUCCGUGUCGUUCAUCGCAGAUAUCGGAGAUGUCCUUGUACUAAUGGCUCGUCAGCAAUCCGAGGAACGCGCCAACAAAGAGGUUUUAAAACCUUCACAGAUCCUGGCUAGCGUAGGAACGGCGCAGACGGACCACAAAAACGUCAAGAUCACUUGCCACGUUUUUCAGGCGCCAGAGGCUCAGGUUAUAGCCAAGAGUAUUGGUCAGGCAUUCAAUGUGGCUUACCAAGAAUUUUUAAGACAAAACGGACUAAGUGAGGACGUUAUUGAAGAUGCCGAGUAUAACGGUGUGUUAGAGGCACAGAAAAUACUCGGCGAGGACUUGUCCCUGUUGUCCGAUGAAAAUAGCGCCAAAGAAGUGAUUGUUAAUAAGAAGCCCGCUGAAAUACUUGGUGUGAUGAUCGUGGAAUCAGGCUGGGGAUCCAUGAUUCCUUGUGCCAUCAUAGCGCAUCUAGCGAAAGAUGGACCAGCGGCUAAGUCUGGCAGGCUUAAUGUUGGUGAUCAGAUCCUCUCAGUGAAUGGUACAAGUUUAGUCGGUCUGCCUUUGUUAGAAUGUCAAAAUAUUAUUAAGGGCAUACGUCCAGAGACGAAAGUGGUGAUGAAAAUCGUGUCGUGUCCUCCAACUGUUCAAGUGGUGGUUAACAGACCGGAUACCAAAUAUCAGCUUGGAUUCAGUGUGCAAAAUGGAAUGAUUUGCAGUUUAAUGCGCGGAAGUAUAGCAGAGAGAGGCGGUGUUCGAGUGGGACACAGGAUUAUUGAAAUAAAUGGCGAGAGUGUGGUAGCCACGUCUCAUCAGCAUAUAGUGGAACUAUUGGCCACCACAGUAGGAGAGAUCCGUAUGAAGACCAUGCCUGCCUCCAUGUAUCGCCUUUUAGUUGGUUUGGAAACACCGCAACACAUCUGAUCUGAUUGGGAAGAGGACUUCAUGCUUAAAUUUACAAGCGGACCGCUUGAAAAAGUUCGACGUCAGUCACGCAAUGAAAGCGAGUAUGUCACCCAUUGGGAGAAACUUUUUCACGCAGUUUGUCCAUGAACUUAGACAUCGUGACGGAGAGUUUGAAUGAAACAAUAUAGUGAAAGAGGAAUGAACGGGUCUUCCAUUGAACAGAAUCGUCUAGAGACAGUCAAGGAACUGAUAAGUUCGACAGCCAAAUGUAACGCUUCACUAAAGUAUCAGUGGAUUAGAUUGUUUAAGUCUCAGUCCAUUGUUGAAAAACAUUGAAUACAAAUCAACUCAUUGUAGAUAGCCGCAGUUUUUGAUGGAAAGUAAUACGUUCAACAAAUAGCUGAAAUAUUUAUUCGAAGCUGUCGAAUUAUUUACCUUUUGGUUUAUGUUGUUUACAUAUAAAAUUGAAAGUGUAAACUUUGAGAAGUCGUUGAGUUCCAAAAAAGAUAUACACGCCUACUAGCGUUUUUCAUAAACUUCGGUUACUUUUGAAUGGGUAAAAAAGUGUGAUGAUGACGAAGUUCGCGAACUAAACUUUGAUGGUUCACCAAUUUCACUUGAGGGGUUUCAAACGAUAUUUCUUGCCAAAUCCUUCGUGUACCUAUCCUUAACGCAAAACUGACAUCUAAAUAAUAUGCUUUGAUACGUUUCGGGGUGUAAUUAAAAGUGUUUUACAAGGAAUAAACAACUCUUCAUUUGUUUAAAAAA